GCAGCAACCGUAAACAUUCGGCAGGUGCGCGUUUGUUUGGUGUUUCCAGCACAAAGUAGAAUUUCAAAGGAUUUGUAGCAUUAUUUAGAUCUUGCAAACAAUGGCUGAAAAGAAGAAAGGCGGAGGAAUGGCACGAAAAGGAAAGGAAAUCCAGUUACAGCGGGAGAUAGAGACCCAGGAAGAAUGGGAGGACAUGCUCUCCAAAGAGGGACUUUGUGUGGUGGAUGCUUAUCAAGAGUGGGCAGGUCCAGUAACACCUCUAAUUCCAAAUUUACGCAGACUUAAAAAUGAACUUGGCGAUGAUUUAUUAAAAUUCUUUGUCGCUAAGGCAGACACCAUUGAUGCCUUGGAGAAAUAUAGAGGGCGCUGUGAACCUUGCUUCUUGUUUUAUGCUGGAGGUGUAUUGGUUGCUGUUGUGAGAGGGGCCAAUGCUCCGUUAAUUCUGCGAACCAUAACAGAGCAGUUAGCACAGGAGCACAAGGUCCUGGAUGGACAGGCAGAAAGAAAGGAGAUCAAGGACACAGUUAUAGCUCAGUUAGAAGAGAGGGACAAACAGAUGGAGGAAGAAGAAGAGGAAGUUGAAGCUUUGAGAUUCAAAUUUCAGGGAGAAAUUAUUGAGUUUGGGGAUGAGCUAGACAGUGAUGGAACAGAGCCAGUGAAGGAGGUGUCAGUGGUCAUAAUCAAACCAGAUGCUGUUCAGUCAGGCAAGGCAGAAGAGAUUCUCACUGAGAUGAAGAACAGAGGUAUAGAGGUACUGAGACAGGAGGAGAGGCAGCUUACAGAGGAUGAAGUUAAGAAUGUAUACACACAUCUUCAAGAUGAGCCAUUCUUUGAAGAACUGGUUGCUUUUAUGACCAGUAGUCCAUCUAUAGUGCUGGCUAUUACUAAAGGAAAGACGGGUGAAAAUGUUAUCAAGGAGUUCCGAGAUCUGAUUGGCCCACCUGAAGUUGAAGAAGCUAAGGAGGCAGCCCCUGAAAGCUUACGUGCCAAGUUUGGUCAAGGAAAAUUCAUGAAUGCUGUUCACGGGAGUGACUCACAAGACACAGCUGCACGAGAACUUGCAUUUUUCUUCCCAGACUUUGCUGCGCCAAAGGUGGAAGGCAAGCCAAAAUUACAGAGAACACUUGCGCUUAUCAGACCAGAUGCUUAUAAAAAUAAUAAAGAUGCAAUUUUGGCAAAGAUUCGUGAGUCAGGUUUCAAGGUUGCCAUGUCAAAGGAGAUUCAUCUUACAAAAGAACAGGCAGAAGAUUUCUAUAAAGAACACAGGGGUCAAGAGUACUUUGAAGAACUUACUACAAGAAUGUCAAGUGGUACACUGUUAGCCCUUGGUUUGGCAAGAGAAGAGGCUGUGACAGGAUGGAGGGAAAUGUUAGGACCUACCAAGGUAGAUGAAGCAAAGGAGCAGGCCCCAGAAAGUUUGAGGGCACAGUUUUCAGAAGAGGGUGUACAGAUAAAUAUGUUACAUGGUUCAGAUUCUGAGGAGUCUGCAAAGAAAGAAAUAGAAUACUUCUUCCCCAUGGAACAAACUGUAGCAGUUAUAAAACCAGAUGCAUAUGGUACCAAAGAUGAGAUUAUAUCCAAGAUUCACGAAGCAGGAUUUAGAAUAGCAGCAAGAAAAGAAACCACACUAUCAAAGGAGAUUGCAGAAGAAUUCUAUGCUGACCAUAAAGACAAAGAAUACUAUAACGAGCUUGUGGAACAUAUGACAAGUGGUCCAACAUGUUUCAUGGUGCUAUCAAGAGAAGGGGCUGUUGAUGGAUGGAGAUCUCUUAUUGGACCUACUGACCCAACCAAGGCUAAGGAGGUGGAAGCAGAUACGCUCAGAGCUUUAUAUGGACAAGACACCCUUAGAAAUGCUGUUCACGGGUCUUCUAAUCCAGACCACGCCAUGUCACAGAUACAAAAGAUUUUUGGUGAAUUAUACUUCAAUAAAGAUGGUUCCGUGAAAGAUGAAAAAGAAGGUGUUCCAGCUCUCCAAGUAACAGAGGUGCCCUCUGUUGAUCCCGAUCAAUUAGAAGAAGCCAUUGCAGAGCAACAAGAAGUUUCAUAUGAACCAGCACCAGAAUUUGAGAGAGAAGCAAAGAGUGACGUUAAAAAAGAAGGGAAAUCAAAACCAGCAUCAGCCAAAAAAGAAAAGGAAGGUGAUGAUAAGGGAGAUAAGCAGGAACAGAGUGAAUCACAAGAGGAAGAUCAACAGGAGCAGAAACCAGCUGAAGAUCAAACUCCACAGCAGCCAAGUGAGAGUGAAGCUCAACAAGAAAAACAAACGGAAGGUGAAGCAGCACCUGAACAACAAACGGAACAGCCGGCUGAACAGCAAGCUGAACAGCAAGCAGAAACUACUGAAGAAAAAGCAAAAAGUCCAGAACCACAAGCUCAGGAAGAGAAACCAGCUGAACAAACCACAGAAGAACAAACAGAGCAGAAACCCACAGAAGAAUCCAAACCAGCAGAAAGUCAGCCUGCAGAGGAACCAGCACAAACUGAACAAAAGACAGAGGCAAUGGAGGAACCAGCUAAAACGGAAGAGGAACCAGCUAAAACAGAAGAGGAACCAGCUAAAACAGAAGAGGAACCAGCUAAAACAGAGGAGGAACCAGCUAAAACAGAAGAGCCUAAAGCCGAAGAGGAACCAAAAAAGGAAGAGACCACGGAACAGAAAGCUGAAGAGACUCAAGAAGCUGAAAAGAAAGAAGAAACACCAGCUGAAGGAGGUGGACAGUAGCGAGUGCUUAGGAAAUGAAACUGCCAUCAUUUGCAUUUUUACCGACAACGUAAGAACUAAAGGUGCAUAUUUCCAUAACAUACCAAGGGAGACAAUUCUUGAGACAAAAUUCAAAUUCUGUGGAAGUGUUAUGUAUUAUAUAGUGUACAAUAGACCUAAUGACUUAUUGUGUUGU
Molecule: messenger RNA, 2900 nt
Organism: Mercenaria mercenaria
Lineage: Eukaryota; Metazoa; Mollusca; Bivalvia; Venerida; Veneridae
Product: thioredoxin domain-containing protein 6-like
Exons: 30
Coding region: 101-2725 (874 amino acids)
Biological process (GO): GTP biosynthetic process; CTP biosynthetic process; UTP biosynthetic process
Molecular function (GO): nucleoside diphosphate kinase activity
Source: RefSeq, a predicted model, not a curated record